UAAUUAUCCGAAGGCAACAAUUUGACUGUAAAUGCGCUCAGCGAGGCGGCGCACUCCUAGGCGUUGGAUUCCUUGAAAUUGUUGGAUGCUGUGCCGGUCGGUCGUCGGAGACGGCAGCCGGCAGCCGGCGCUCGGAGAAGGCUGCGCUGAUUCGGCACGCGGCAAAGGAAAAGGAAAUCGACAACACAUCACCUGGAGAGAUCAGCUCGGAUUCUGUAGUAUUUAUUACAUAUAUUCCUUCUCAAAGUUUAACGAAACAGAUUAAGAUGACAGAAGACGCCUUUACGUCUAUUUAUUACUCACCUUCUCCGGCCCCGAUGGCAUAAACAUAAAUGGCAUGACGCCGAGAGACCAGAUCGACUGAAACUUAAUUAAUUAACAUGCAGAACCCACCACCUCCGAUCACGUCCGCUCGCCAACUCGACCUCGACCUCGAUCCUUUAUUAUCCGUCGAGCCUGCCAAGCCGUGGGCCGCCGACCUCCUCCGCGACUGCGCCCGCGCCUUCGCGGACAAGGACUCUGCUAACCUGCACCGCCUCCUCUGGAUGCUCAACGAGCUCGCCUCCCCCUACGGCGACUGCGAGCAGCGCCUCGCCUAUGCCUUCCUGCAGGCCCUCUUCUGCCGAGCCACAGCCUCCGGCGACCACUGCUACAGCACCUCCCUCGCCGUCGCCGAACGCGCCGUCUCCUUCGCCUCAGCCCGCCGCCUCGCCCUCAAGUUCCAGGAGGCUGCCCCGUGGUCCACUUUCGGCCACGUCGCCGCCAACGGCGCCCUCCUCCAGGCCCUCGACGGCGAGCCUGCUCUCCACAUCGUCGACGUCAGCGACACCUUCUGCACCCAGUGGCCCACGCUCCUCGAGGCCCUCGCCUCGCGCGCCGACGCAGACGCCCCCCGCGUCCGGCUCACCGUCGUCUCCUCCACGGCCGCUGGCGUCGUGGCCGAGAUCGGAGCGCGCAUCGAGAAGUUCGCGCGGCUUAUGGGCGUGCCGCUCGAGUUCCGCGCUAUCGCCGCCCCCGCGCUGCCGCGCCUCGCCGACGCGCUGCGCCCCGAGAAGCUCGAGCUCCGCGAAGGGGAGGCCGUCGCGGUGAACUGCGUCGGCGCUCUUCGGCGAGCCGGGUGCGGGGAUUCGCGGGACUCGUUCCUACGGGCCGCGGCGGCGCUGCGGCCGAGGGUCUUGACCGUAGUGGAGGACGAGGCGGACUUCGGCGCCGCCGGCGAGUUCAUGGAGUCCUUCGAGGAGUGCCUGCGGUUCUACGGCUCCUAUUUCGAGAUGCUGGAGGAGAGCUUCCCGGCGACGUGCAACGAGCGGCUUGCUCUGGAGAGGGAGUGCUUCCGGAGCCUCGUCGGACUGCUGGCAUGCGAGGGCGGCGCCGACGCAGUGGUGGACGGUGAGCGAAGGGAGAGAGGGAGGCAGUGGUGCCGACGGUUGGAGCGGUGCGGCUUCGAGACGUUCGGCAUCAGCGACGACGUCAUCGAUGACUUGAAGGCGUUGCUGAAGCGGUACCGGCCGGGAUGGUCGCUGCUGCCGGCGGAGGGGGAGACGUCGGGCAUGUACCUAACGUGGAAGGAGAAUCCAGUCGUGUGGGCUUGCGCGUGGAAACCCAAAUAAUCUGGAUUAACUGUCACUAAUUAUAAUUAAUAUUCUUGGGCUCUAAAAUAUAGACUGUGAUUGAUGUUUGCAUUUAUUUUCAAGUUAAUUUGCGAGUUCAAUUUGUACUUAAAAC
This is a messenger RNA of Zingiber officinale, 1725 nucleotides long. RefSeq names its product protein SHORT-ROOT-like. The transcript has a single exon. Gene Ontology annotation, biological process: regulation of DNA-templated transcription. NCBI's taxonomy places the organism in Eukaryota, Viridiplantae, Streptophyta, Magnoliopsida, Zingiberales, Zingiberaceae. Gene Ontology annotation, molecular function: sequence-specific DNA binding; DNA-binding transcription factor activity. Bases 381 to 1610 code for a protein of 409 amino acids. Gene Ontology annotation, cellular component: nucleus. The record is from RefSeq and is a predicted model, not a curated record.